AUGCACCUCCUGAGGAAAACUCUGCCCGGGAUGCUCAUCUUCGCCGCCUUCCGACCAUUCUCGGAGAUGAACCUGAAGCACACGAUCGCCCUCAAGACUGUCCCGGGAACGCUCAAGAUGAACAUGGGCAGGCUGACGGCCACACAGGUGACGCUCAUUUUGUCCGACAUCUUCGGAGUGCAGAGGACAAGCGAAGAGCUUUUGGAGUUUCUCGAGGUAACCGCCAAGGGAAACCCUCGCGACGUGAUCCACAUGAUGGAGGAUCUUUUUAAGGAGGGGAUCGUGGAGGUUAACCUGGGCGCCGUGGUCAUUCUCAAAGAACUUUCGGAGAACUCUCUCAAAAUCAAGGAUCAUACUUCAGCGCCCGUGAUCGCCAAGUACGACCAGUUGACCAGAGGAACGCAACAGCUUGUGCAAGCCGCCGCGGUGAUCGGACAGGAGGUCCCCCUUGACCUGCUUGUGGACGUCCACGCCAUGCUGACGCCUUCCCGGGAGAACAGUCACCCGACGACUUCAUCGCCGACGUCUGCUAGUGCGUCAGACGACGCUAUGGUGGCGCCCGGCUCUCCGGCUGAGGGAGGAAGGGGGGGCGGGGAGAGAGACGACGUAGAUGCGCAGAUCAACACGCUGGUGAGGGUGGGGCUCUUGGAGAGGAGUUCCCCGGAGUCGGUGAGGUUCGUGGCGAACUACAUGGUGACGGUAAUCUACGACAUGAUUCUGCACUCCAAGAGGCAGGACAUGCAUAAGGCAGCGGGCGAUCAAGACUUGGCCGUCAACUUUUUGGUGAUGGCGGCGGAGGUGGCUAUUGCGUGCGGCGACCCGACCGAAGCACAGCUGGCAUGCGGUGCUGUCACGCAGGCUGUGGACGACUCUGGCGCGUCCGGCCAUCUCACACUCCUAGAUCAGGCAUGUCAGACAGUUGUGCUGCAGGAGACGAAGUUCCACCUGCUGGUGGGGCAAACCGCAAUCUUGUCUCAAGACUGGGAGAGCGCUGAGAUGUCGCUCCAGCUCGCCGUCGAUAUGUCCGGCGUGGAGAACAACCCUAAGCAGAGCUUCGCAGACAAGAUACUCUCUGCGUGGAAAAAUCGACGGAAGAAGGGCCACCCUAGGGCGGGGAGCGGCGGCAAGGGUACAAACCCCUAUCGAUGGAUUGGCUACAACAACAACGCUGUACCGGCAGCAAAGGGCAAGCAGGGGAGAACAAACACCCUCACUUUGUAUCAGAGAGCCGAGCAGGCUGAGUUAUGCCACCGGAGCGUUUCGGACGCUUCUACACAGUCCGACGAAAGCACAUCGCACCGCGAGGAGGUGCUGGACCUGACCAACGUGGAACGCUACGGGCCGUGCGGCGUAAUGCUCAAGAAGUGUGGCAAUGAUGCCAAGAUGCUGCUGGAUCGAUUGAACAAGUACCAAGAGGCGACGAGGAGCUUUCACCGAGAUCUCCUGACGGACAACAAGAAAAUCAUCCAGGCACACAAUCAGAUGUUCGUGACGUCGGGGGGCAUCCUGUCGGUGUCCCACCGAACGGACCCGUCGGUGCUGCCGCGUUACUUGAGGGGGAACAAUCACGUAAUGGGGUUUAAGGAUGCCAAGAAGAGUCUUCGGCAUAAGCAGCAGCAACAGAAGACCCCCCCGGCUCUGCAGAUCAACGUUUCCCCGCGCUUGUCUAGCGGCAACCUUGCAGUUUCGCGCGAUUAGGUGCACCAGGGACAGCCCAACAGGUUAACCCAACCUGUCACCAGAGCCAAUCGGAAACCAGGGGGGGGCAUUUUUAUAUUUCUUGUGCUAUUGGUGAUUCCAGCCAGACGGCGAAGGGAAACCCCUCUGGCAGAGAAGAAUAAAAGGAGGGAGAAAUGGCAGCCCCAAACCUACCCAUCAGCUGUUGUUCGAUGCCGAAUGUGUACGACUCUCAAAGGGUAGAGAAGCGCGGUAGGUUGUUUUUCUUUCGUUUGCUCUUUCUGCGUAACAUGUUAUUUUUCGUUUUCGGGGAAACUGGAUGCCAACUUUCGACUAGCUAUUGUUUAGAAGUUUAGGGUUUUGACCAUGUCCACGUUGGUGAUGCUUGUAACAUGUGGCAUGGCAAAAUUGUCGUGAUAGUUGUUGCUGCUCUUGUCAGCAGUUUGUGGUGUCAUUUGGCGGUGCUGCCGUAGACUACUGGCCGAUAGUUUUUGUGCUGUUCGUUGUUGUUCACGACUUCCAGAAAAUAACUCGCUGCCCAUUUGACUACACGUCCACAAAUGCGCAUGUUUGCCGUGCCUCCCGGGAGAGGUGACGUUAUAACCCAAGGAUUCAUUCUCGAGUGCACCAUUUCGAAAGGCG
Molecule: messenger RNA, 2319 nt
Organism: Ectocarpus sp. CCAP 1310/34
Lineage: Eukaryota; Phaeophyceae; Ectocarpales; Ectocarpaceae
Source: the annotation of a GenBank genome assembly